Molecule: messenger RNA, 3997 nt
Organism: Salvia hispanica
Lineage: Eukaryota; Viridiplantae; Streptophyta; Magnoliopsida; Lamiales; Lamiaceae
Gene: QKY
Product: C2 calcium/lipid-binding plant phosphoribosyltransferase family protein
Source: RefSeq, a predicted model, not a curated record
UGUUGCGGAGAAUAAGAACCUGAUGAAUAAAGAAGAUGCUUUCCCACAACUUUUUCUUCAAACUGUUGACAAAAAGGAGGUCUGUGAUCAUGUGCCACCAUGAUUUAGUCAAUUCCCAUCCCCCACAUAGAAAAUGCACACAAGCAAAAAUCAGUUAUUCUAGAGGAAUAUAUGCUCUGCCUUUGAGCCUAAAGAAGCAUCUGAAAACAGAGCAUUUUGAUGGAGGAAACAGAGCAAAGCUUAAGAUAGAGGAAAAAUGGAGAAGUAGUUUGCAGUUAUGUUAAUCAAAGAAUAAUCUUUAUGUGAUUUGGCAUUAUAAUAUAGAGCAUAACUUGAGAUAAAAUCCAAGUCUGUAGCAGCAGCCUUUUCUAAUUCAACAAAUUAAAACCUAAUUAUGUCACACCCAAAUUUCAUUUUUUUUUUGGAGAAACAUGUGGUGUAAACAGGAAGUUGUAGCAAAGAAUUUUUGUAAAAUAAAAAAGGAGGUACAAAACGAAAAGUGGGAAGAAUAAACAAUGGAAAAAGUGAGAAAAAACUUCUUAAGAGAGAAUGGAAUCCAGCCUCUUUCUCUCUCUCCACAUCACACACCACCACAAAAUUCCACCAUUUCUGAUCACAAUCUCUUGAAAGAAGUGAAAUUAGCACACGAUAACAGCACAAAACCAGGUAUUAAGCGAUUUCCCCAAUCCCAAAAAGAUUGAAAGUUAAGCAUCCUCAAAAAGCUAUGAACACAUAGCAAUGGCCUCCGACCAGCCUCCGCCGCCCUCCGACCAGCCCAAUCCGCCGCCCGCCACCGUCAGGAAGCUCAUUGUGGAGGUGAUCGAGGCGCGAGACCUCCUCCCCAAGGACGGACAGGGCAGCUCCAGCGCGUAUGUCGUCGCCGAUUUUGAUGGACAGAAGCGGCGGACUGGCACUGUGCCGAGGAAUCUCAAUCCGGUGUGGAAUGAGGUGUUGGAUUUCGUGGUUUCGGAUCCGAAGACGAUGGAGUUUGAGGAGCUGAAUGUGGAGGUUUUCAAUGAUAAGAAGCUUAGUAAUGGCAAUGCGAGGAAGAAUCAUUUCCUCGGGAGAGUGAAAUUGUAUGGAUCGCAGUUUGUUAGGAGAGGGGAGGAAGGAUUGGUGUAUUUUACUUUGGAGAAGAAGAGUGUUUUCAGUUGGAUUAAAGGGGAAUUAGGGUUGAAGAUUUAUUACUACGAUGAAAUUACGGAGGAGCCACCUCCGCCGCCACCGGAAGAGCAGCCUCCGCCGCCGGAGCAGCAGCAUCCACCGCCGCUACAACCGGAGGAAAUGAUGAAGAAGCCGGUUUUUGUAGUCUCGGAUGAGCAUCAGCCUCCGCCGCCGCAAAUGGAGCUGCGAGAUCAUGCGCCUCCGAUGGUCAGGAUUCAUGAGCCGCGGAUUGUUCACGAACCGCCACCGGAAAAUCCGCCGCCGCCGGAGAAUAUUCCGCCGCCAGGAUUCUCUCCGGAUAUGAGGAGAAUGCAGAUGGGAGGAAACCCCAUGGUUGGGGAGAGAAUGAAGGUGCUAAGGCGGCCGGGGAAUGGCGAUUACUCGCCGAGGAUUAUCGCCGGGAAAUUCAAAGGAGACACGUCGGAGAGGAUUCAGGCGUUUGAUUUGGUGGAGCCGAUGCAGUAUCUAUUCGUGAGAAUCGUGAAAGGCCGCGGCCUCAGCCCUAGCGAAAACGCGCACGUCAAAGUCCGAACGUCGGGAAACAUAGUGCGAUCGAAGCCGGCAAUUCCUCCUCCCGGCGGCGAUCCAUCCAGCCCGGAGUGGAAUCAGGUUUUCGCCCAAGGUUACAGCAAGGACACCGCCGCGAAUUCGACUCUCGAGAUCUCAGUUUGGGACGGCGCGUCGGAGAGGUUCCUCGGCGGCGUCUGCUUCGAUCUCUCCGACGUGCCGGUGCGCGACCCGCCGGACAGCCCGCUCGCGCCGCAGUGGUACCAUUUGGAGGGCGGCGCAGCCGCAGACGACGACCAGAACCGCGUCUCCGGCGAUCUGCAGCUGUCGGUGUGGAUCGGCACGCAGGCCGACGACGCGUUCCCGGAGUCGCUGAGCUCCGACGCGCCCCAGCCGUCCGUGUCGUACACGCGCCCUAAGGUGUACCAGUCGCCGAAGCUGUGGUACCUCCGUGUGACGGUUAUUGAAGCUCAGGAUUUACACAUAAUGCCCAAUUUGCCCCCGCUCACCGCUCCGGAGAUCCGGGUUAAGGGCCAGCUCAGUUUCCAAUCGGUCCGGACCCGGAGAGGCUCGAUGAGCCACCACUCGUCCGCGUUCCACUGGAACGAGGAUUUGAUCUUCGUCGCCGGCGAGCCUCUCGAAGACAGCCUGAUUCUGCUAGUCGAGGAUCGGACCGGAAAAGAUCCGGUCCUUCUCGGCCACGUCCUCGUUCCCGUGGGGAGCAUUGAGCAGCGAAUCGACGAGCGCCACGUUGCGGCCAAGUGGUAUGGCUUGGAAGGCGGGCCCUACUCCGGCCGGCUCCACCUACGGAUGUGUUUGGAAGGCGGCUACCACGUGUUGGAUGAGGCCGCGCAUCUCUGCAGCGAUUUCCGGCCGACCGCGAAACAGCUGUGGAAGCCGGCGGUGGGGAUUUUGGAGCUCGGGAUCCUCGGCGCCCGAGGAUUACUCCCGAUGAAAUCGAAGGGCAACGGGAAAGGCUCGACCGAUGCUUAUUGCGUCGCGAAGUACGGAAAGAAAUGGGUUCGGACCCGGACCGUCAUGGAUAACUUCGACCCGAGGUGGAACGAGCAGUACACGUGGCAGGUGUAUGACCCGUGCACAGUGAUGACGGUUGGCGUGUUCGACAAUUGGCGCAUGUUCGCUGAGGCUGGGGAGGAUCGACCCGAUUGCCGGAUCGGGAAGAUCCGGAUCCGAAUCUCCACAUUGGAGAGUAACAAGGUCUACAUGAAUUCAUAUCCUUUGAUGGUGCUGUCCCGGAGCGGGUUGAAGAAAAUGGGCGAGAUCGAGGUGGCGAUCCGGUUCGCCUGCCCGUCGUUGCUGCCUGACACUUGCGGCGUCUAUGGGCAGCCGCUGCUUCCACGGAUGCACUACCUCCGGCCCCUAGGGAUGGCCCAGCAGGAGGCUCUGCGUGGUGCGGCCACCAAAAUGGUGGCCGCGUGGCUGACGAGGUCAGAGCCUCCAUUGGGGCCGGAGGUCGUGCGGUAUAUGCUGGAUGCGGAUUCGCAUAGCUGGAGCAUGAGGAAGAGCAAGGCUAAUUGGUUCCGUAUCGUUGCGGUUUUGGCUUGGGCGGUCGGGUUGGCCAAAUGGUUGGACCAUAUCCGGAGAUGGAGAAACCCGGUUACCACGGUUCUAGUCCACAUCCUUUACUUGGUUCUCGUAUGGUACCCGGAUAUGGUCGUCCCAACCGGGUUUCUAUACGUGUUUCUAAUAGGCGUUUGGUACUACCGGUUCAAGCCCAAGAUCCCGGCGGGUAUGGAUAUCAAACUGUCUCAAGCCGACACGGUCGACCCAGAUGAGCUAGACGAGGAAUUCGACACGCUGCCCAGCUCGCGGCCACCCGAGCUGAUCCGGGUCAGAUACGACCGGUUAAGGAUUUUGGCGGCAAGGGUUCAAACAGUGCUAGGCGAUUUUGCGACCCAGGGCGAGCGGAUCCAGGCUCUGGUGAGCUGGAGGGACCCUCGGGCGACAAAACUGUUCAUAGGAAUGUGCCUUGUGAUCACGAUAAUCCUGUACGUGGUGCCUCCGAAGAUGGUGGCGGUGGCAUUGGGAUUCUACUUCCUCCGCCACCCGAUGUUCCGGGAUCCGAUGCCGCCGGCGAGUUUGAGCUUUUUCAGGAGGCUUCCCGGGCUUUCGGAUAGGUUGCUGUAGGAAAUUGUUUGUGGGGAAGAAUUUUGGUAAAAGGGGCAUCAUGAAUAACCUUGGAGAUGGUGAAAAGUGGAGAAAUUUGAGGCCUUUUUGUGUUGAUUGAACAAAUUUUUGUCCACCAAAGUAUAGACAUUCAAUUUUUAGUACUCGUGGUUUUGAAAUAAUAAUCAAGGUUGGCCUA